AUGCAAAUAAAAUGGAAGCCAUAUCCUAGAGGUGGCGUUUGCUGGGCUUCGGCUUUUAGCCCCGAAGCAAAACGGGUGACAUUUGCGUGGGCAAGGCUCUCUCUCUCUCAUGUCCAUCUAUGCACACACACCCCUUGA
This is a messenger RNA of Pyricularia pennisetigena, 138 nucleotides long. RefSeq lists its product as uncharacterized. NCBI's taxonomy places the organism in Eukaryota, Fungi, Ascomycota, Sordariomycetes, Magnaporthales, Pyriculariaceae. The coding region runs from base 1 to 138 and encodes 45 amino acids. The transcript has a single exon. The record is from RefSeq and is a predicted model, not a curated record.